This is a messenger RNA of Parathielavia appendiculata, 1687 nucleotides long. RefSeq lists its product as uncharacterized. The transcript has a single exon. Bases 415 to 1362 code for a protein of 315 amino acids. Lineage: Eukaryota; Fungi; Ascomycota; Sordariomycetes; Sordariales; Chaetomiaceae. The record is from RefSeq and is a predicted model, not a curated record.
CUCACAUUUCUCUGCUAUUACCCCCAACCCAUCUCUUCCUCAUCCACCCUCGCUCUCCGCCACCAUUAUCAUCCGUCAAGCGCAUACGAGCGCUCCUCGGCUAUACCUUCGAGACUCUCAGUACACGAACACGCUUACCGAGACCUCACCACCGAUACGCCUGACGCCGUCAAGCCAUCGACCUUCUUUCUAUUGAGAAACCUUCCCAUCAUUUUACUCGGCCAAUUGCGUUUAUCCCCGGCCACCACACCUGCGCCCUGCAUUGCCUUCUUCACCUACGUAUUACGUACUUACCACGCCGUCUUGCCAUCACUUCACUUGCGCAUCCGACGCGCCUUGAACUAACCACUGCCCCUUUAUCCACACCUAACACACUUUCUCUCAUUCGUUCUAGUACCCAGCAGGUCGCUCGAGAUGCCGUCUUUCGAUCCCCUCUACGCUUCGUCGCCGGUUCACGCCGCGCCGGCUCAGGCAACUGAUCAAGUCUCGCUCGACAAGUGUUUCCUGCAGCACCAACCCAUGUCCUUCAGCCAACCAGCCUCAGAGCGAGCGCAUUUUUUUCGCACUUUCUCGGUCGCCGGGCGCAAACGGUCCAGAGACGAGGCCUCAGUUAAUCUCGAUCCUCCGGAGAGGAUGGUCGACCGAUACGGCGUCAACGAGUCAGAAAACGAACAGUUCUAUGGUCCCGUCAUAACGCUCAUCAAGAAAUCUGCUGGCUAUAUCCCCGAGGUCAACAGUCAAUCCGGCACCUAUCUCGAGGAACGAGCGGCUGACGGAGAGGCGCGCAAAGCAGAAGCAGCCCGCCUUGCCCAGGCGCAAUCGGCUCAGUCGCGGCCUUCGUUGAGAGGCCAUAAAUCGCAACGGCUCGACAUGACGAGCGAGAAGUCCUCAAGUUGCGGUUCCAACCCCACACGCGAAGCAGCCGACCGAAUGACCGCGUCCCCGGAUUCCCUUGCGCAGCCAGUUGUGGACGAGUUCACCAUCCGUCUGGGCAUCGGUUGGCGCCGGGUCAGCGACGAUAGAUACAUUCAAGCGGCCGCUCGCGGCUGGGCGCGCUACAUCGAGAAUCACUACCCGCUCACCAACGUCAAGGUUUACUUAGAGAGCCGCAGCCUGGAGGCUUACCUGGUCGAAGCUACCGAAGGAUUUUUCCUCUUCGCCAAAAACCUUCGCCAAGGUCGACUCGUCAGCGCGACUGCAGAAGGCGCCAUACCAAACCUCCUGGUGUGGCCGCCGGUCUUCGAUGGACCCGAAACCAUUCAUGCCUCCGAUCCGCCGUCUCCCCAACCUCUGGUCUCGGACAAACUUGUCGAAGCAGUGGGACAAGUCUUUCUGGCCGCGAAGAAGAUGGACCUGAGCUGAAAUUUGCUCUGAGAUUCGGACUUGGGUGUUACAGGGAUUUGCUUGAUUUCCAGCACGACUUGCUUUGAGUCUUGCUGUGGCACGGCGUUGUACUGGUAACGUCGACACGACUGAUUUGUUUCUGAUUUUCGGUUUCCGCACAGGAGUUUUCUCACGGGCAAAAAGGUAACUGGGUCUCUGGUCCUUCGCCGCCAAUAUCUGGCGCAAUCCAAGUGUACAAGUAGAAACAAUCAACAAAGCAAUUGCAUACUUCCUUGGCCAUCGCUAUAUGUGUGAGGCCGACUGAUUAGAAGACACUCGGUAGAUCCAUCACGAAACAGACCAA